AUGUCAGGCAUAACAGACGAUCUACCUUCAAAUAAGAGGAGAUGGGAAGCUGCCAUGGCUCGGAUGGGCCUUACAGGUCAAACUAUCCACGGCGCGGAGUUAGAUUCUGCCUCAAAGAUUGAAUAUAAACAAUUUCUUCUACUUCAAGUACUAUGGGAGAUACGCCAUAUUCAAGAUCUGCCGAAGCUGCUCCCUGAUCUCAACAACUGGAUUGUGAAAGCAGAGGAAUUGUUGAAAAAUUACAAAUCAUGGCAAACAUAUUGUCAGGAAUUCUCAUCAAAAGAUAUGGGUGAAGGGAACUUCACAAUUGCCCGGCUCUAUCAGCUCGAAGUUACAAACACAAAAGACGAAGUAGAUCCACGGUCACUUGCAACUCCUGUUGCACAUCGAACACGCGCUAGGGUACUGAGUCGAAAGUUAGCUAAUAUGUAUUUGGCAACGCCUACGAAGUCCACAAAUGUCUCUGAGUCCCUGGACGUGGAAGACCUAGGUCUUGAUACACCUGAGGAUACUCCGGUGAAAUCAAUUCCGGAAACCCCAAGUCCACCUCAGGAGACCUCACCUCCUUCUAAAGAGCAAGUGGGCGUGCUAUUCCCUCCGACUAGGGACGAGCAAAUCGUCAAUUGCGCCCUUGUUAUCUUCAUGAAUGCUCUAACUGCACCGUUCAAGCUCGCUAACAAUUGGACCUUGCACAGAAAGGCUUUCAAGGCUGAUUUUGGAGAUGCUAGUUUCGAAGCCAGAACCGAUGGGUAUCUGGAUGACCGGCAGGGUAACGCUCAGGCCAUUAUCGAGGUCAAACCGGUCAUGCGAGCGAAGAAACUCGCUGCUAUACGAAUGCAGGAGAGUGCGCAGAUGGUUGCGUGGGUCAAAAGUGAUGGUGUACAGGCAUAUAAAUUGGACAAAGAGUAUGUCAAUCAUCUCUCAACAAUCAUUAUCACGAAGUAACACACCGGAUGCUAACUAUGAAGGCGCUUUCUAACCUCGCAAGACCGGCACGAGAUCUAUCUGACCGUUUCUCAGUACGAUGACGAAUACGUCAAAUAUCUGGCAGACAAGAACUAUACGAGCCAGUCUCGGCCGUUUUUGAUUAUGCGUCAGUUCGGCCCGUGGAGCACAUUGAACCUGGCCCAUGUGAUGAAAGUAGCGCCUAUUCUGCUGGCAAUAUCACUUCGUGCAGAUGCACAACUCAGACAGAGAAGAUCCUUGCCGAACUAAAGGCCUAUAUUUGGGUUUGGCGGUUUCAAUACCAACCUUAUGUUGAUGGUUCCCUGUGAACAGGCACCUUAUCAGAGAUCCUCAA
Aspergillus vadensis CBS 113365 is the source of this 1300-nucleotide messenger RNA. RefSeq lists its product as uncharacterized. The record is from RefSeq and is a predicted model, not a curated record. The coding region runs from base 1 to 945 and encodes 314 amino acids. Lineage: Eukaryota; Fungi; Ascomycota; Eurotiomycetes; Eurotiales; Aspergillaceae. The transcript has a single exon.